Messenger RNA from Diaporthe amygdali, 3213 nucleotides. RefSeq names its product GTPase activating protein. The transcript has 3 exons. The record is from RefSeq and is a predicted model, not a curated record. The coding region runs from base 1 to 3213 and encodes 1070 amino acids. NCBI's taxonomy places the organism in Eukaryota, Fungi, Ascomycota, Sordariomycetes, Diaporthales, Diaporthaceae.
AUGGCACCACAGAGAUUUGCCAGCCUGCGGUCUGGUAAUAGUAGGAAGCCAAGGAGCGAGACUAUGAUCGGGCCGCAGCACAUUCCACACUCACUCUCUGACCUUGAGCCUGCAAAUGCAAAUGCAAUUGCGAUUGCGACUGCAACUGCACCUCCGGCUGCACCUCCAGCUGCGCCUGCACUACCUGCCCUGAUUGCCCUGCCCUACGAGCAGACGGCCCAGGCCCAGCCCCCGAUCAUCCUUCCUCCGCCUCGCAACCCCCUUCGAACCAGCCGCCGCCGCCCUGCCACCUCUGCCCAGCUCCCUUCCUCGCCAGCAGAGGUCACCACCACCGCCGCCACCACCACAAACACCGCAGAGGCCGUCGUUGUGCCCCCGCCUGUCCCUCCUCGGGAUUAUUAUCACAAUCAGGAUCAGGAUCAGGAUCAGACACAGCACCCGCGCCUACGCUUGCAUCUCCAUUUGCCUGUGCACCCUGCUGUUCGCCGCCAAUACCAGAGCAAUCACUCACCUGCAUCCUCAACCUCAACCGCAGCCUCAACACCAGCAUCAUCAACCUGUGCUGACUGGAGACGGGACUCGGCCUUGGGCACCUUGUCCUCUGCCUCGGCCACUCUACACGAAGAGGAUGAGGAAGACGAUGACGAGGACGACGCUGACGCUUUUCGCUACGACUACAACCACGGCAAGCUUGAUGUAGAAGACACUCCCUCCAUUUACUCCACCGACGAGCCCACCCCGGCCCUGUCGUCUGAUGGGCCCUGCACCGCCCAUCACAACCCUCGCCCCUCGUUCCAAAGCCGCUGGUCUGUCACCGAUUCCGACGUAUCGGAAAUCGCAUCCAUUGACAACGACAAUUGCAACAAUAACAAGGACACAGCAACAAAGAGACUCGUCAAGGGUCUCAGCCUCAAGCUGCCCCCACCCCCCAUGAAGCGACUGAGGAAGAAGAGCUUGAACGACGGUGCCGUCGCAUCCACUCCUCCGCACUCCCCCCAGUCUCACCACUCAGGCCUGUCCCAGCCAUCUCCAGCGCCCCAUUUAUCCCCCUCGCCUAAAGGCCCCGAUUCGAUUGGUGACAGCCGCCAAGAGAUCCAUCAAUUUGACAGCCACAUGCAAUCUCCAAAUCCGAGCGGCCCCAGACCCCUAUCUGAGUACUCCCAGGCGCCGCAAAAUGAUUUCCACCCCAUCAACACAAGCAUCCCCGAGGGUCGCUUCCUCGAUGACAUCGACAGCCUCAACUUCUCCAAGAGGGGAAGCAUCUUAUUCGGAGGCAAGCGCGCCGUAAGCUCCCCGAGCCCUGCACUUGGCCCCUCCCCAAUGCAGAUGACUGCGACGAUGACUGCGACGCGCCCGGCGCCACCCGCGCCAGCGGCCUCCACCGCCGACGGCGCGACAGAGUCCAAGCCCGCCGCGGUCAACCAACAACCAACACCGAGGGACUCUGCGAGGAAGCUGUCGUUGCCCAACAUACGAGUCAUGUCGGUAGAUACAGAGAGGGAGUCACAAAAGGUGAGAUCGCUCUAUGAAUCUGGCGACUUCGUCACUUGGCAAGAUGGGGCUCCAGGGUCACCUUCUGGUGAGCCCACCGAAUCUGGGGACCAGCUUCCAGCCGAUGGAGAAGAUAUUGUCGCAGAAAGAAAAAGACGGCAAAGCGUCCGAGCUUUGUACCUCUGUCCCACUACUCCGCUGUCGGCCACUUCGCUGCCAUCGCAACAAGAUAACUCACGCCGGAGCGAAUACGAGCUUGCUGGCGGCAUUGAGGACUGGGAAAACGUCCAGGUGGACGACGUCGAUCGCUAUGGGUUCAUACAAGUCCAAAGACCAAUCUCGCGACGGAGCAUUCCGGCAGAGACACACUCGUUACAUUCAACAGUUGGGAGGCGCAACGGCCGAAACGUCUUGACUAAGAGGCAUGACGGGCCGUCCUCGCCCCUCGGGCUGAGCCGGAUACCUAGCAGGAAGGUGUCGGCCCGGUCGCUGAACACACAAACCUCAGGGGUCUCGACAUCGUCGAGGUUUACUGUCAGAUCGGGAAUUCGGACUGCGGCGAAUCUGCUUCCGCACAACCGAGACAGAAAGGUCAUUGAUGAGGCGGGUGGGAUGCUUGGGCUCCCGCUUGGCUUGGUGGACAUCGAAGAGGAACAGAAGAGCGAGCAGGCCAUCAAAGACGCCCACGAAAGAGAGGUCAAAAGAACCGAAAAGUGGAGGAGGAUGGCCAAGACCGUCACCAAGGGCAGAGAUGGCAAGGGUGUGAUGUUCGCCGUGGAGGACAUAGCUAAGAUCAAGAGGAGCAAGGACAGCGAACAACAUUUCGAAAUUCAAGGCACGGUGAUCGAGUUUGAUGUCAAAAGCCCAAAACUGAUUGAAAGGACAUGGAAAGGUAUACCGGACUGCUGGCGCGGAGCGGCUUGGUACUCUUUCCUCUCUACAAGCGCCCAUAACUCGAAAUCAGAAACGACAGAACAGCAACUCUUCGCCGAAUUCCACCGCCUCCAAGACACAAGCUCCCCGGACGACACACAGAUCGACCUGGAUGUGCCUAGGACCAUCAACAAGCACAUAAUGUUUCGCAAGCGAUAUCGAGGUGGGCAGCGGCUGCUUUUCCGCGUGCUGCACGCAAUGUCCCUUUACUUCCCUGAAACAGGCUACGUCCAAGGCAUGGCCGGUCUUGCAGCCACAAUGCUAUGCUAUUACGACGAGGAGAGAUGUUUUGUGAUGUUGGUCCGGCUAUGGCAAUACCGAGGCUUGGAGAGACUAUACCAACCCGGCUUCGCUGGCCUCAUGUUGGCAUUGCAGGACCUCGAGAAGCACUGGCUCCAUGGCAAGGCGGCUGCAGAAAAGCUGAAUGAGAUGGGUAUUGAUGCCACGGCAUAUGGAACGCGGUGGUAUCUGACGCUGUUCAACUUAUCAAUCCCUUUCGCAGCACAGCUGCGGGUGUGGGACGUCUUUAUGCUGCUCGGUGGCUCAUCGCCAUCCCCAGACCCAAGCUCGGCGAAGGAGAAGGAGGCCGAAGCGACAUUUAACGGGCUGGAAAUACUUCACGCGACCAGCGCUGCACUGAUUGAUGGGCAAAAGGAGCUCAUCAUUGAUGCAGACUUCGAGAACGUGAUGAAGGCCUUGACAUCAGCCCAGCCGGUCAAGGAUGAAGACAAGUUUAUGAACGUGGUGCGGGCUGAGUGGAACACACACCGGAAAAAAAGGAGAGGCUAG